AUGGGAUCUCUCGAGCUCUUCCUCAGCAUUGGCUUGGACGAAAAAACCGUCGACGGAAACAGCAAAGUCAUCACCGAUCUCACCGCCCUCAUCCACCAGGCCGGUCUCAGUGACGGAUGCGACCGAGCUAUCGGAAUUCUUCUGCUCAUUAUGGCUAAAAAGAAAGGAGGAAAGGCUCUUGUGCAUCGUCCUACAUUACUCGAUUACAUCGUCUCUUCUAAGAUAAAAACUCCACUCCAGUUAGAUGCUGCGUAUUCGUUUCUGGAGAAAACCGGUCCUGAGGAGUUGAAGCUUCAUGAGUUUGAGGAGGCAUGUGGUGUAGGGGUUGAGGUUUCCGCUGAAGAAAUUGAGAGAACAGUUGACGGAAUCUUUCAGGAGAACAUGAACAGUAUCUUGGAGCGGCGUUACCGGAAUACUGGUGAAUAUAUAGGACAUGUAUGCAAGCGUUUGCCAUGGGCAGAUGCUAAGAUUGUGAAGAGAGUCGUAGAUGAAAAAUUGCUUGAACUGCUUGGCGAGAGAACUGCUGCCGACGAUGAGAAACCUACAAAGGAGAAGAAGCAGAAGAAAGAGAAGCCUGACAAUGCCAAAGUAGAGAAAGCUGCUGUGGAAGAGGAGCUUAAUCCAUUUGCUAUAUUCCCUGACCCAAAGGAGAAUGUUACGGCUCACACAAAAGUGCCUUUCAGCGACGGCUCUCUGCUCGAGUGCAGCAAUGGCAAGCAAGUGCUUGACAAACAUCUCAAGGUGACUGGAGGGAGAGUCUAUACCCGGUUCCCUCCUGAACCAAACGGUUAUCUACAUAUCGGUCAUGCCAAGGCGAUGUUUGUUGAUUUCGGUCUGGCAAAGGAGCGAGGAGGCUGCUGUUACCUAAGGUAUGAUGAUACAAACCCCGAGGCGGAGAAGAAAGAGUAUAUUGAUCACAUCGAAGAGAUUGUUAAGUGGAUGGGUUGGGAACCUUUCAAGAUUACUUACACGAGCGACUAUUUCCAAGAACUGUACGAUUUGGCGGUGGAGUUGAUUCGAAGAGGUCACGCUUAUGUUGAUCACCAGAAUGCUGAGGAGAUCAAAGAGUACAGAGAGAAGAAAAUGAACAGCCCCUGGAGGGACAGGCCUGCUGAGGAAUCUCUGAGACUCUUUGAUGAAAUGAGACGAGGAAUGAUUGAGGAAGGCAAGGCAACACUAAGGAUGAAGCAAGAUAUGCAGAAUUAUAACUUCAAUAUGUACGACCUUAUUGCCUAUCGUAUAAAGUUCACGCCUCAUCCUCACGCCGGUGACAAAUGGUGCAUCUAUCCGACCUAUGAUUAUGCUCACUGCAUCGUUGACUCCCUGGAGAACAUAACCCACUCGCUCUGUACGCUUGAAUUUGAAACCCGGCGGGCGUCUUAUUACUGGCUACUAAACUCACUGGAUCUCUACAUGCCGUAUGUGUGGGAGUAUUCACGUUUGAAUGUCACAAACACUGUAAUGUCCAAGCGUAAGCUGAAUUACAUUGUGACAAACAAGUACGUUGAUGGGUGGGAUGAUCCACGUCUCCUGACACUUGCUGGUCUGAGGCGGAGGGGUGUGACUCCGACUGCGAUAAACGCGUUUGUACGAGGACUUGGAAUCACCAGAAGCGAUGGGAGCAUGAUACACAUGAGUCGGCUUGAGCAUCACAUUAGAGAGGAGCUGAACAGAACAGCUCCACGCACCAUGGUUGUGUUGGAUCCUCUCAAGGUGGUCAUCACCAAUAUGGAACCAGGCAAGGUCAUAGAGCUUGAUGCUAAAAAGUGGCCCAACGCUCAAAAUGACGAUCCCUCAGCCUCCUACAAGGUUCCGUUCUCUAGAGUUGUAUACAUUGAGCAGUCUGACUUCCGAGUGAAAGAUUCGGCAAAUUACUAUGGACUUGCUCCUGGUAAAUCAGUCUUGCUAAGAUACGCUUUCCCGAUCAAGUGCACUGACGUUGUCUUUGCUGAUGACAAUGAAACCGUUUGUGAGAUCCAUGCGGAGUAUGAUCCGGAGAAGAAGACUAGGCCAAAGGUUCUACACUGGGUCUCUGAAUCUUCUUCACCAGGAAAAGAGCUCUUAAAAGUUGAAGUCCGGAAAUUUGAGAAACUCUUUAACUCCGAGAACCCUGCGGAGCUCAAUGAGGACUGGCUCAACGACAUAAACCCGGACUCCAAAGUUGUGGUGUCUGAUGCAUAUGCUCUUUCAAGCAUUAAAGAUGCUGCGGUCGGUGACACAUUCCAGUUCGAGAGGAUGGGUUAUUUUGCUGUUGACAAGGACUCUAGCCCAGGAAAGCUUGUUUUUAACCAGACGGUCACACUCAAAGACACCUAUAAGAAAGGUGGCAAGUAG
Molecule: messenger RNA, 2334 nt
Organism: Microthlaspi erraticum
Lineage: Eukaryota; Viridiplantae; Streptophyta; Magnoliopsida; Brassicales; Brassicaceae
Source: the annotation of a GenBank genome assembly